Molecule: messenger RNA, 1068 nt
Organism: Aureobasidium pullulans EXF-150
Lineage: Eukaryota; Fungi; Ascomycota; Dothideomycetes; Dothideales; Saccotheciaceae
Product: nucleotide-diphospho-sugar transferase
Exons: 3
Coding region: 1-1068 (355 amino acids)
Molecular function (GO): glycosyltransferase activity
Source: RefSeq, a predicted model, not a curated record
AUGAGCUUCGAAGCCAACACGCACGCAUUGAAGAGAACGCUCCGCUCAAGGUCGUUCUGGCAGUGGAUAUCUCUCGCCGCAGGCUUAUAUCUCCUGAUUCGACUAUUGAGACCUCCGCCGCCAAAACCUGUCCGCCAUACUUUCGAGCCUUUACAUGUUACUCCGGUUUCUGAGGAAUCUGAUGAUGGCAUUGACUGGACACGCUAUGCAUAUGUUCAAUAUGUCACCGACAAGGAGUAUCUCUGCAAUAGCCUGAUGAUGUUUGAGUCUUUGCAUCGACUUGGAAGCAAGGCAGAUCGCGUCUUGCUCUAUCCACAGGAUUGGGAACUAUAUCCCAAGCCAAAGACAUGGGAAAGCAUGUUCCUGCGCCAGGCGCAGGAUGAUUACAAGGUUCAUAUUAUACCAGUCAGGCCUCAGCAUACCGGGAUCGGAGACAGUACUACAUGGGCAGAUAGCUUCACCAAGUUGCUGGCAUUCAAACAGACACAGUACGAUCGAGUAUUGAGUUUGGAUUCGGACGCCACGAUCUUAAAGCCUCUCGAUGAGCUUUUCUUCUUGCCUGAUCAUCCGGUGGCGGCGCCUCAUGCAUACUGGUUACCUGAUCCCGACACAAUUUCGUCGGCAGUCUUGCUGAUCAAGCCAUCCAUGGACGAGUUCAAACGUGUAAUGAAGAGCAUGUACAGCCGCUCGUCUUCAGACGAAUUUUACGACAUGGAAGUAAUCAAUGACCUUUACGCCGGCGAUGCAAUGAUCCUGCCAAACGAACAUUGGGUGGUGUCUGGCGAAUUUCGCCGAAAGUCACAUCACGGAUACCUGGAUGAGGGCGAAACCUGGGAUCCUCAAAGAGUGUUGAACGAGACGAAACUCGUCCACUUCUCAGAUUGGCCCCGUCCAAAGCCGUGGUUCCCUGCAUCGGAAGAAAUUCUCCUCAAGACGAUGCCAGCCUGUGACACUAUGCCGGGUUCAGCACACAAGGACUGUCGCAACCGAGACGCUUGGAAUUGGCUGUACAGCGACUUCCAAGAGCGACGAGAGAGGGUCUGUGGGGUCGCCUUCACAUUAUAUUAA